This is a messenger RNA of Saprolegnia diclina VS20, 1569 nucleotides long. RefSeq lists its product as hypothetical. NCBI's taxonomy places the organism in Eukaryota, Oomycota, Saprolegniomycetes, Saprolegniales, Saprolegniaceae. Bases 114 to 1538 code for a protein of 474 amino acids. The transcript has 3 exons. The record is from RefSeq and is a predicted model, not a curated record.
CGCGUCGGAGGAGGAGGAAGCGUCGGCAAAGAUUUCUCGAAGAACUAAGAUCGGCGCCGCUUGGCAAGAUCGCGCCUAUUGUGUGAUUGCACGCGUCACGCAGAAGUAGCUUGAUGAGCAAGCGGCGACGGGAGGCGGUGACGCGCGGGCGCGCCAAGCGUGUCUGCCUGGCCGAUCUCGACACGACACUGUCGGCCACAGCAAGAGAGCCGCUGGUCUCGCCGCGACGCCGGAGCGUCGACCACGCGAAGAAUGAGACGCGUGUUGUCGCACCGCUUCGAACGCCGUGGGCCGCGUACCUUGAGCAAUCGACCGAGGUGGCGCUGAUGACGUCGCCACCGGCAGGUGUGACCUCGAAACGAGCCGCCGCGACGGCAUUAUCGUCUCCUACCAGCUAUGUUGAAGCACCACGAGCGGUGCGCGAGCGCAGUUUUGACGAAGCGCAGCCACCGACGUCUCUGUUCGACCAAACGGGCUUGCCGGCGCGUCGACAGAGCGCACACGUAGCAUCGACGCCGCCGACGCAUGGCGCGUGGACGCCACACGUCACGCCCGAGAUGCUGCGCAAGCGCUCGUCCUCGAACGACCCAGCACUCGAAGCCACGCGGCUGGACUUUCUCGACUGUGACGACAGCGAUAUUGGCCUCUCUCCACCAGAUGACGAGUACCUGCCACAAGGGACGUCCGACGAUCGCCAGCAGCAGCAGGCGUCGGCAUGCGCUCUUGACGUGCGACCAAGGGCUCCCGACGAACUGUUUGUGAGCGUUCUGCCAACCGAGGUAUUGCGACCGCGAGACGUAUCGAGUCGAGUGGCUUUGGUGACCGCAUCGCCCGCCACCACCGAGCGCAGUCGCCGGCUUCAACCUGCCAUCUCCACGUCAAAGUCUUCGUCCUUGAUAAAAGCUCCAAGUGGGAACCAAAUCCGUCGCAGCAGCCUGCCAUCGACAGAGCAGAAGAGGAAGAAGAAGAAGAAGACGGUGACAUUUGCCGAGGGCCAGCGCCCCGGCGACUGGCGGGAGCCCGCUGAUCGAACUAGUCUUGAAGACAGCGCUCUUGACAAGCACGAGACGACGAAGGUCCUCGGCGCAGCGCCCUACGGCAGCUGCGAGGCUUCGGACGACCAGAUACGCACGACGGACGCCACGCCUCGUUGCAUGCCCGAGCCGGGCACCGAUUUGCGACCAAACGUACAGGGAGACGUCCAGGAAAAGCUGCUGUUACAUGCAACGUCGCCAGUCGACGGCUGCCGUGAAAUGCCACCGCCGACUCUACUGAUCGUCCCUCGUCCGCUGCGGCCAGCGACCUGCGAGGUAGCGCGAGUCCAAGCUGCAGUGCCUGUGUGGCAGACGACCAUGGACGAGGUCUUUGUCACCAACAACACAGACCCGGUGACGCGCGGCUCGACGAAGCGUGCGACGACAGCGGUGCCAACAAGUCGGCACUUGGCGUUGUCGCGCGAGAUGGCGUCGAGUGGCAACCAGCGCGCAACGGCGCUUGGCGCACUCGUCAAAGACUCGUUCGACGUGAGCAACCACUAACAAGUCGCAGUGAAGUGUGGUUCAUCCACAG